GUGACCUUUACCUUCGAAAUGACUUAUGUCAAAUUGUGAUAUAUUUUCUAUAGUGACGUAUUUCGGCAAUAAAGCAGCGAGCCCCAGUAACUAAACCGCAACCCAAACAAAAGACCCACUAGGUCCUAGCGCGUGAUGAGUUUGUUCAAACUCCCCACCUAGCUAACUAAGCUAACGGUACACAGGCUUGACAACUUAGUUCCAUUAAGUAGAAUAUAUAUAAUAUAGUUGUCAGUUGCUAUACGUUUACCCACUUGGGGGAUGUUGUGAUUGAAAGUAAAGAGGUUCUAAAACAUUACUAGCCGUCUAGCUUUAUCAGCUUAAUGGCUAUCAGUAGUUCGUUGGGGCAUUGAUUGGAUUGGACUUCUAAGUUGAGUGUUUUAUCACAAGGUCAAUUAGCAAGUUGUCGGCUUUGACUCCUGAAUUCCAAUCACUUGUUUGUUCUAAAUCCGUCUAUAUCCAAAUCAUGAUGUGCUCUUAUUCAGUGCGACUUACAGGAAUAAUUACCAGGACAUAGGCACAGGAGGCACUGAUGUGGAAGAAUGCUGCAAGAAAACGAAGAAGGGGGUCCAUGAUACCAUGACUCUUGGGAAGGACGAUAUGUUCACAUACGGCCACUGCCCGGCGCACGACGACUUCUUCCUGGUGGUUUGCAACCACUGUGGCCAGGUGGUGAAGCCGCAGGCGUUCGAGAAGCAUUGUGAGCGGAGACACGGCCCUGUCAGUAAGUUCUGCGGCCGGCGCUCGCCUCCCCCUGACCCCAAAUGGCGCUCUCGGCAAAGCGGGCCCGUCUCGCACAAAGCCGUCCCCGAGGAGACCCGGGAGAGUGGGUGGGUCAGUUUACCACCAGUGGAGAGACCAUCUCAGGAGGCCCCUCUCUCUCCACCCCACCCCUCCGGCCCCCAACCCAGGGUUCCCCCGUGGCCCACGGGUCACCUACCUCGAGGUGGGCCCUCCAUCUCCUCCUCCUCGGAGAAGCCCCCGUUGCAGAAGACUGUGGCUGGGACGGGGCUGCUGAAGGAGGAGACCAGCGAAUCUCAGGACCCCCGGGGACCCAGGAAGUACAAAAAAAUCUACAAGAAAGAGUGUGAUCUGAACAAGCACUGCGGGGUGUUGGACCCAGGAAAGAAGAAGCGUUGUACCCGGCAGCUCAUGUGCAAUAUCCAUUCCAUUCACCAGCGGCGACAGGUUGUGGGUCGUAACAAGACGUUUGACCAGCUGGUGACAGAUCUGAGGACAGGGGGCCCUGCCGGCUCCAAACAACCCAAAGACCCGAGUUGUCCCCCGGGCAGCAGGGACCCGCCACCCACGGCCCCUAAAGCGGCCUCAGCACCCACAGAGCCCCCCGUGGAUCAGCCGGGCGCCCGACAACCCCUCUGCAGCGCCGAUCUCCGGUCCAGGGAGGCGUCGGAGACCGGGCCCGAGGAGCCGGUGGAUAUGGACCACGUUCUGGGGGAUCAACGGCUGCAGAAGGCCUCCUACCCCUCCAGCCAGGGCCUCCCGUCCAGCGGAGAGGAGAGUGGAGGAGAGGAGGAGCAGAAGAUGGAGGAAGACGAGGGGGAUGAGGGCUGGGAUCUGCCAGCCUCCUCCUGGCAUCCUAAACCUCUCGGGCUUUGCACCUUCGGGAGUCGUACGUUGAGCUGCAGCGUGUUCACCUUUGACCGGCGGCUCCACCGCCUGCGGUUUGCCGUCCGUGCCAUGGUGGAGCAGCAGACCGGCGCGCGCCUCUGGACGAAAAUACCUCAAGUCACUUCAGGUCUUCAGUCUCCCCAAGCUACUUCCACACACCCCAGGGGCACUGGAAGGUUGACGGGCCGGGUUGGUGGUCUAGCCGCUGCUACCCGCACUCCCUCCUCCCUCAGGUCUCCCUCCCUCCCCCUUCAGGCGACAGGCAGGGAGAACUGGUCCUCUUCUAGUCCCGCCUCCAUUUCCUCAGGCCCCACCUCCUCAGGUCAAUCAGAGGCCAGUAAGAGCGGUUCGCACAAACCUUCCGUGACCAAACCCCUGGCCAACCAGCCCGCCAUCAAACCUCAGCCUUCUGGCCCCCCACGGACAGUUCCGGACCGGCCUCGUAAAGCAGUGGGCCGACCCAGUAAGGCCAGACUCCAAGAGCUGGAACUAAGCUGCUUUUCGGUGAAGGAGAAGAGCCCCAGAGACAACAGUAGGAAGCAUCCGCAACCCACUCUCCAAGAGGGAGGCUGGACACAGCCACAGGGAUCCCCCGGCAGCAUCUACUCCUCCUCUUCCCCAAAAUCCGCCCACUCCUCUCAAGGACCAAUCAACGGUGCCCUCUCGUUGCUCGGAAAGAAGCCAUGUCCCUUGCAGACACACCCCGCAGAACCUCAGGUAUCACACUGGGCAUUGCCAGGUUCUGGUUCGACCGGGUUGGGGAAGUGUCCUCUUCUUCCAGUGCCUCCUCUCGGCCGUCCCCAGCCGUCGACCCGCGGCAGAGGGAGACCCUCGUCAGUACACAGGGGGCCGGGGGUGUUUGACCAGCGGGAUCUGGCAGGAGCCAAAAGACGCAAGACCUCCAGCGGUUCCUGUCCCUCUGUACCCCCUUUUCCCCUGAGAGGGUGGAAACACAGAGGCCAACCCUGCAACACCAACUAGGACUCCAGCAUUCACACCACUUGACUCUGAGAAGCCACAGCACAACACACUAGUGUGCAUACCAAUGUCAACGAGCGUGCGUGUCAGUGUUUCGUACGUUUUGGAUGUUUCAGAAAGGAUGAGUUGAUUGCCUGUGUUGUAUGUGAACAUAGAAAUACCUCAAGACAAAAUGUAACUUUUAUGCUGCUAUAUAGUAAAAUGUCACAUGGUGUAAAAUGAAUAAAAAUUAC
Molecule: messenger RNA, 2840 nt
Organism: Esox lucius (northern pike)
Lineage: Eukaryota; Metazoa; Chordata; Actinopteri; Esociformes; Esocidae
Gene: atxn7l2b
Product: ataxin 7-like 2b
Exons: 11
Coding region: 580-2610 (676 amino acids)
Source: RefSeq, a predicted model, not a curated record